Molecule: messenger RNA, 3065 nt
Organism: Gossypium raimondii (Peruvian cotton)
Lineage: Eukaryota; Viridiplantae; Streptophyta; Magnoliopsida; Malvales; Malvaceae
Product: protein ROOT HAIR DEFECTIVE 3 homolog 2
Exons: 22
Coding region: 341-2812 (823 amino acids)
Biological process (GO): endoplasmic reticulum membrane fusion
Cellular component (GO): endoplasmic reticulum
Molecular function (GO): GTPase activity; GTP binding
Source: RefSeq, a predicted model, not a curated record
AAAAGAAGAAGAAAAUUCUGGCAACCCCGAGGGACAAGCUAUCCCGAAACUCUGGUCGUAAGCCAAAAGACUGCUUCUUUCUAAUUGGAUCCUUCUUCUCUACUCUUCGCAUUUUCUCUCGCUUUCCUUCUUAUACCUCAACCCAAAAUCCAAACAAGCCUUAACCAUCAAGAGUAGAAUAAAGUUUUAAAAUAAAGUAUCUGUCUGCAGUACCUGAUUCUUCACCAGAACCAAGAACAACCAAAACCUAAUUCCAUACUGCUUAUUCGGUGUUUACAGAUCCACCUUUGAUUCCUCAGAUAUAUAUAUAUUUUUCAAUCCUUGAUCCGGUUUUGUGGAGAUGGCGGACACAGACCAUCGUUGCUCGACACAAUUGAUCGAUGGAGAUGGAGAGUUCAAUGUGGUUGGACUUGACAACUUCAUGCGGACUACUAAAUUCUCUCACUGUGGCCUCUCUUAUGCUGUCGUCGCCAUCAUGGGCCCUCAAAGUAGCGGGAAGAGCACCCUGUUAAAUCAUCUUUUCCAAACAAAUUUCAGGGAGAUGGAUGCAUAUAGAGGAAGGAGUCAAACUACCAAGGGUAUUUGGAUUGCACAUUGUGUUGGUAUAGAGCCUUUCACAAUUGCUAUGGAUUUGGAAGGUACCGAUGGAAGAGAAAGGGGCGAGGAUGACACUACAUUUGAGAAACAAAGUGCCCUCUUUGCUCUGGCAAUUGCUGAUAUUGUGCUCAUAAACAUGUGGUGUCAUGAUAUUGGUCGGGAGCAGGCUGCCAACAAACCGCUUCUGAAAACAGUUUUUCAGGUUAUGAUGCGAUUAUUCAGCCCCCGGAAAACAACACUUCUAUUUGUUAUACGUGAUAAAACAAAGACCCCCCUUGAAUAUUUGGAGCCUAUACUAAGGGAAGAUAUUCAAAAGAUAUGGAAUGUAGUUAGUAAACCUGCGGCCCAUAAAGAUACACCCCUCAGUGAAUUCUUUAAUGUGGAGGUCACUGCUUUAUCAAGCUAUGAAGAAAAAGAGGAGUUAUUCAAAGAGCAGGUUGCUCAACUAAGGCAGCGUUUUUUCAAUUCUAUUUCUCCAGGAGGACUUGCUGGUGACAGACGGGGUGUUGUCCCUGCCUCUGGAUUUUCUUUUAGCGCACAACAGAUAUGGAGAGUUAUAAAAGAGAACAAGGAUCUGGAUCUUCCUGCUCACAAGGUAAUGGUUGCCACAGUUCGUUGUGAAGAGAUUGCAAAUGAGAAGUUCUGUCGCUUAUCAUCUGAUGAGGAUUGGUUAGCAUUGGAAGAAGCUGUUCAAUUUGGGUCAGUAUCUGGUUUUGGGAGAAGGCUGAGCUCUAUCCUAGAAACCUACUUUUCAGAAUAUGACUCGGAGGCAACCUACUUCGAUGAAGAUGUAAGAAAUGCAAAAAGGAAACAUCUUGAGUCAAAAGCUUUGGAUCUUGUGCAUCCUGCUUAUCUCAACCUGUUGGGACAUUUACGUUUCAAAGCACUUGAAAAUUUUAAGUCUAGACUAGAACGGAUGCUGAAGGAAGCAGAAGGAUUUGCAGCUUCUGCUCGUGCAUGUACUGAGUCUUGUAUGCAUGAGUUUGACCAAGGAUGUGCAGAUGCUGCUAUCAAACAGGCUAAUUGGGAUGCUUCUAAAGUUAGGGAAAAACUGCGACGCGAUAUUGAUGCUCACAAAUUAUCUGUUCGUGAUGCGAAAUUGUCAGAAUUGGUUGCUAGAUAUGAGGAAAAGCUUAGACAAUUGUUAUGUGAACCAGUGGAGUCUCUAUUUGAUGCUGCUGGAAGAGACACCUGGGCUUCAAUAAGACAACUUCUUAGACGUGAGACUGAGACUGCUGUGUUAGAGUUUUCAACUGCCAUUUCUAGUUUUGAGUUAGACCAACCUACAAUUGAGAGCAUGCUGCAAGGUUUGAGGGAUUAUGCAAGAAAUUUGGUGGUGAAGAAAGCAAGAGAGGAAGCCGGAAAAGUUCUGAUCCUCAUGAAGGAUAGGUUCUCAACUGUCUUCAGUCAUGACAACGAAUUAAUGCCAAGAGUUUGGACUGGAAAAGAAGACAUUAAGACAAUUACUAAGGAUGCUCGUGCUGCGUCUCUGAGGCUGUUAGCUGUUAUGGCUGCCAUCCGGUUGGACGAGAAACCAGAUAAAAUCGAAAACAUACUACUUUCUUCCCUAAUGGAAGGAACCGUGACUUCUCCAGACCCUCUUGCCUCUAGCACAUGGGAGGAGGUUCCUCCUGAGAAUACCCUGAUUACACCAGUACAAUGUAAGUCACUAUGGAGACAGUUCAAAUCAGAGACUGAAUAUACAGUUACUCAAGCUAUUUCAGCACAGGAGGCAUACAAGCGAAGUAACAACUGGUUACCUCCUCCAUGGGCAAUUGUGGCAAUGGUUGUCCUUGGAUUUAAUGAAUUUAUGCUUCUUCUAAGGAAUCCUCUCUAUCUCAUGUUUCUAUUUGUUGCUUUUUUACUCUCAAAAGCCAUGUGGGUACAGAUGGAUGUCCCAGGGCAGUUUCAACAUGGCACUCUGGCUGGGCUAAUCUCUAUUUCAUCAAGGUUUCUUCCUACUGUCAUGAAUCUUCUAAAGCGACUUGCUGAAGAGGCCCAAGGCCAUCGAACCCCAGAGUCCCCCACGCAACAGCAAUCAUCAGUAGCUUUUCAGAGCUUCAGGAAUCAAAGUCAGCUAAAUCCAUCAAGCUCAAUUGCACAGUCAUCUGUAUCAUCCAACGUUUCUGUGUCUGAUAGUAGUGUCGAGUACUCGAGCCCUAACUUAAUGCAGAGAAGAAGUACAAAAGUUCAAGAAGCAGAGCUUUCUCAAUAAAAGCUAGUCUUCCGGUGUAGAAUGUAUACCAAGUUAGUUCAAGUACUACCUCAUGCAACUUAAAAUCUUCUUUGGGAUGAAAAAUGGGGAUAUAUAAUAUAUGGAGAGAGAGUCUUUUACAUAAGUAACGAAGGAUGCAGGAUUUGGAUGUGCUCUAUAUGUUAAAUGAGUUUGCCAAAGUUACCAGGGAGAUUUGUUUUGUACGCACUUUUGAAUAAAUUUAAUUAAUGACAUCUUCCUUUUUAUCCUCUAA